This is a messenger RNA of Ostrinia nubilalis (European corn borer), 2819 nucleotides long. RefSeq names its product mannose-6-phosphate isomerase (gene Mpi). The transcript has 8 exons. Lineage: Eukaryota; Metazoa; Arthropoda; Insecta; Lepidoptera; Crambidae. Gene Ontology annotation, molecular function: zinc ion binding; mannose-6-phosphate isomerase activity. The record is from RefSeq and is a predicted model, not a curated record. Gene Ontology annotation, cellular component: cytosol. The coding region runs from base 219 to 1433 and encodes 404 amino acids. Gene Ontology annotation, biological process: GDP-mannose biosynthetic process; carbohydrate metabolic process.
CAGUGACGUUUUAUCUUGCUCUUGAUUAAAAAUUAUUUAAAGUGAUUUUGUUUUUGUAAACGUUUGUCGUUUGUCUAACGAUUGUGGUCAUUAUUGCUGAAUACUGCUGUUUUAAUUAAGCAAAUAUUUUUAUUAAAAAGGUUCCACCUCUAAGUGGUUAUAAAUUAAAAUCGCUCAAAUAAAAUAAAUUAUACUACAAGUACUACACGCCGGCUAACAUGGAGUUACAAUGCACAGUGCAGAAUUACGACUGGGGGAAAUUGGGAUCUGACAGUAUGGUGGCCAAGCUACUCUCUAGUGCCGAUAGCAAAGUCUCUAUUGACGCUUCAAAACCUUACGCUGAGUUAUGGAUGGGGACACAUCCCAACGGACCCGCACUAAUAAUAGACAGGAAUGUGCUGCUCGGAGAUUACAUCAAAGAUAACCUGGAUGCUAUUGGCCCAGUGGUCAAAAACAAAUUUGGUGUUUCUGUGCCGUUUCUCCUCAAGAUCCUGUCAAUAAGAAAGGCAUUGUCUAUACAAGCUCAUCCUAAAAAGGAACAUGCUGAAGAACUUCACAAAAGUUUCCCGGACAUGUAUAAGGACCCAAAUCAUAAGCCAGAGCUUGCUAUAGCGUUAACACCAUUUGAGGCUCUCUGUGGAUUCAGACCUUUGUCUGAAAUUAAGAUCUUUUUGACAAAACUACCAGAGCUGACUGAGAUACUUUCAGCGGACAGUGUCAGUGCCCUCUUAGCCCAAGAAGACCAUGGAGACCAAAACAUACUCAAACAGGUCUUCCAUUCCCUCAUGACUGCCAGUAAAGAUACUAUUGCAUCAAGUUUGAGCAAAUUCCUGACAAGAAUGGAGAAAGAAGAUGCAUCAGUACAGUUAUCACUUCUCUACCAGCUUGUCCAAAGACUGCACAGUGACUUCCCUGGUGAUGUUGGCUGCUGGGCUCCAUACUUCAUGAACUAUUUAGAGCUCCGGCCUGGCCAGGCCAUCUUCCUCAAGCCUAACUUGCCACAUGCGUAUAUUAGUGGAGACUGCGUAGAGUGCAUGGCGUGUUCAGACAACGUAGUCCGAGCGGGUCUCACGCCCAAACACAUCGACGUGCCCACUCUAGUCGCCAUGCUGGACUACGGCAGCUACACCAAAGAUGAACUGCUCUUCAACCCGAAGUUGGAAGAUGAGAACUGCUGUAUCUGGCGACCGCCUGUGCCUGACUUUGCUGUUGCGAAAAUUAAGGUAAACGGUGACGACGAGCCCUACAACACCAUCAUCCGUCCCAGCCCCAGCCUCAUCAUCGUCACGUCUGGUUCCGGAGAGAUCUGCGACACAGAGCCCAUAAUAGCAAGACCUGGAGUAGUUGUGUUCCUAAAGGCCAGUCGACAGCUGACUCUCACACCAGCACCGGGAAGCCAUCUUGAGGCCUAUCAGGCUAUAUGCAAUGUGUGAAUAGCGAAUGUUGUCUUUUAGUUCAUUAAUUCACAUUUAUCAUCGUCAUAAUUAAGCACACGUGACAUUGGCAAAAUCGUGAUUCCCAAAACCAAGUCAUAGUAAAAAAAAAGAAGAGAUCCCAAGUAAUUGGAAUUAGAAAGAAUUUACUUGGGGUUCCUAAGAGAUCUGUGACACAGAGCCCAUAAUAGCAAGACCUGGAGUAGUUGUUCCUAAAGGCCAGUCGCCAGCUGACUCUCACACCCGCACCGGGAAGCCAUCUUGAGACCUAUCAGGCUAUAUGGAACGUGUGAAUAGCAAAAAUAUAUUUUACUUCCUCAACUUCAUCAUACAUACAUGACAUUGGCGAAAUCGUGGUUCCCAAAAUCAAGUCAUCGCCAUAAAAAAGAAGAGAUCCCAAGUAAUUGGAAUUCAAAAGAAUUUACUUGGGGUUCCUAAGAGAUCUGUGACACAGAGCCCAUAAUAGCAAGACCUGGAGUAGUUGUGUUCCUAAAAGCCAGUCGUCAGCUGUCUCUCACACCUGCACCGGGAAGCCAUCUUGAGGCCUAUCAGGCUAUAAUAUAGCCGCUAUAUGCAACGUGUGAAUAGCAAAAAUGUAUUCUACUUCACCUUCAUCAUCGUCAUCAUACAAACAUGACAUUGGCAAAAUCGUGGUUCCCAAAACCAAGUCAUUGUCAAAAAAAUUGGAAUUAAAUAAGAAUUUUAUUGGGGUUCCUAAGAGAUCUGUGAUACAGAGCUCAUACCAACAAGACCGGGUGUAGUGGUAUUCCUAAAGGCCAGUCGCCAGCUGUUUCUCACACCUGCACCGGGAAGCCAUCUUGAAGCCUAUCAGGCUAUAUGCAAUGUGUGAAUAACGAAUGUUGUCUUUUAGUUCAUUAAUUCACAUUUAUCAUCGUCAUCAUUAAGCACACGUGACAUUGGCGAAAUCGUGGUUCCCAAAACCAAGUCAUUGUCAAUAAAAAGAAGAGAUGCCAAGUAAUUGGAAUUAGAAAGAAUUUACUUGGGGUUCCUAAGAGAUCUGCGACACAGAGCCCAUUCCAGCAAGACCUGGAGUAGUUGUUCCUAAAGGCCAGUCGCCAGCUGACUCUCACACCCGCAUCGGGAAGCCAUCUUGAGGCCUAUCAGGCUAUAAUAUGCAAUGUGUGAAUAACGAAUGUUGUCUUUUAGUUCAUUAAUUCACAUUUAUCAUCGUCAUCAUUAAGCACACGUGACAUUGGCGAAAUCGUGGUUCCCAAAACCAAGUCAUUGUCAAAAAAAAGAAGAGAUCCCAAGUAAUUGGAAUUAAAAAGAAUUUACUUGGGGUUCCUAAGAGAUCUGUGAUUAGGGAUUGCAAAUAUUCGAUAGUUUUCUAUUUCGAAUAUUCGAAUAUUUUUUCAGUGAUAUUCG